GACCCUGACAGCUGGCUUCAGGCCUGCAGGUAAUGCCCAGGAAACCUGCCUGGUACCAGAGGAAGGAGCCUGCCCAGGAGUUGUGUUACUGGCUGUGGCCUGCAGUCUUGGUUUGAGCCUGGAGAACAAAGAAGAUGGCCUUCAUUGCAGCUCUGGGGCUCGUGAUGGCUGGGAUCUGCCCUGCUGUCUUCUGCUUCCCUGAUGGCACACUGGGAACUCACACUUCAGUCCAGAAAGUCCAAGACACUCGAAAACAAUCAGACAGUCAAGCCUUUAUCAACACCAACUUUGCUUUCAGCCUCUACAAAGUGCUGGCUUUGAAGAAUCCACAUAAAAAUAUUGUCUUCUCCCCAUUUAGCAUUGAAACUUUCUUGGCCUCCUUAUCUCUGGGAGCAAAGGGCAAUACCCUGGAAGAGAUUCUAGAAGGUCUCAAGUUCAAUCUCACAGAGACCCCUGAGACAGACAUGCACCAGGGCUUUGGGCACCUUCUACAGAGUUUCAAUCAGCCAGGGGACCAGGUACAGAUCAGCACAGGCAACACAUUGUUUGUUGAAAAGCACCUACAGAUCCUGACAGAGUUCAAGGAGGAGGCAAGGGCUCUGUAUCAGACCAAGGCCUUCAGAGUAGACUUCCAGCAGCCUCGUGAAGCCAGGAAACUCAUCAAUGACUAUGUGAACAAUCAGACCCAGGGAAAAAUCAAGGAGGUGGUCUCAGACCUGGAUAGGAACACAUCUAUGUUGAUGAUGAAUUUCCUCCUCUAUUCAGGCCAAUGGAAUGUGCGCUUUGACCCUGAGGACACAAUCAUGGAAGAAUUCAUAGUGGACAGGAGGAGGCGUGUGAUGGCGCCUAUGAUGAAAAUAGAGGACCUGACCACACCCUACUUCCGGGAUGAGGAGCUGGAAUGCACUGUGGUGGAGCUGAGUUACAUAGGCAAUCACAAGGCCAUAUUCAUCCUCCCUGACCAGGGCAAGAUGCAACAGGUGGAAGCCAGCUUGAAACCAGAGACCCUGAGAAAAUGGAGGAAAUCUUUGAGGCCCAGGGUGAUAGAUGAGCUCCACCUACCCAAGUUCUCCUUAUCCAAAAAAUACAACUUGGAGGAGAUCCUUCCAGAGCUCGGCAUCAGGGAACUCUUCUCCACACAGGCUGACCUGUCUGGGAUCAUAGGAGUGAAAAACAUAACAGUCUCUCAGAUGGUCCAUAGCGCUGUGCUGGAAAUGACUGAGAUGGGCACAGAAGCAGUUGCCAACACGGUAGACAAAUAUAACACUCUGUCUGCAAAAAAUAACCCUACAUUUGUAAACAUUGACAGGAAAUUUCUAUACAUUGUUUUAGAACCAAGUUCUGAGCUUAUCUGCUUUUUAGGCAAGGUUAUCAACCCUUUAGAAAACUAGAACUUUCCAAGUGGCGGAACUUCUUUCCAAGUUAACAGGUUGAGUCUCGAUGUGCUGUUCUGACUUCCAUCCUCUGAUAGGCUGUGGCCUGCUUGUAAUUAAACAGUGACCUUGACUAACUUUAGUUGUCACACAUCACAGGAGCUUGUGCAUGGUCUGUGUCAGGCUCCCAGGCCUCUUGGCAACACUAGCUCACAUUCCUGAGCCUGAACUCUGCCUUUCUUCCACUCCCCUGUUUACUCAUUUAUCCAAUCCUCAGACAGACUUUCAUCAUGUCUGCCUUCCACUUCUGCAGCCUUGGUGGAACUGUGCAAGCUUACAGGACAACCCAUGUGCACAACAGGCCAAGGCACAAGAUAUGAGCUUUCUGCCCUAUUUGCAGCAUCUGGAACACUUGGUGCCCUGUUUCUGCCUCACUCUUUCCCUACUACAGUCUGUAAAAUCCAUUGACCCUGGGAGGGUCUACUGACGCUCACACAAUCACAGUCUUCACUUCUGCAGCUGCAUGGAGCCUGUUGGUCACACCAGCUCCUUUCCUGCUAGCAUUCCUAAUCAGAGCAGAGUAGUAGCCUUCCU
This is a messenger RNA of Apodemus sylvaticus (European woodmouse), 1967 nucleotides long. Its product is annotated as serine protease inhibitor A3B-like. Gene Ontology annotation, biological process: negative regulation of endopeptidase activity. The transcript has 5 exons. Lineage: Eukaryota; Metazoa; Chordata; Mammalia; Rodentia; Muridae. The record is from RefSeq and is a predicted model, not a curated record. The coding region runs from base 135 to 1391 and encodes 418 amino acids. Gene Ontology annotation, molecular function: serine-type endopeptidase inhibitor activity.